AUGACUAAGAGUAUCGGACCUGUCAAGGUUGACAGCGUAGAUGUCGCUAAACAGUUGGUGGAACAGUACGACACCUUUUUGUUUGACUGUGACGGCGUUCUAUGGCUGGGCUCUCACCUACUGCCUCACAUCAAAGAGACGCUAGAUCUGCUUGUGGCGCACCAAAAGACACUGUACUUCGUCACCAACAAUUCCACCAAGUCUCGGGCCGCGUACGCCAAAAAAUUCGCAUCCUUCGGCAUCAUUGUCAGCGAGGAUCAGAUCUUUACGUCCGGAUAUGCCUCUGCGCUUUACGUCAGGGACACGUUGAAACUACAACCUGGAAAAGACAAAGUGUGGGUGUUCGGAGAGUCCGGAAUUGUGGAAGAGCUUAAACUGAUGGGUUACGAGUCUCUAGGUUGCAACGACCCACGUCUGGACCACCCCUUCGACAUUGCAACUUCGCCUUUUAUCGCGCAGGGCCUGGACCCAGACGUCAAGGCUGUGAUCGCAGGACUCGACACCAAGGUCAACUACCACCGCCUUGCCAUCACGCUACAGUAUUUACAACAGCCGGAUAUCAAGUUUGUGGCCACAAACAUCGACUCGACAUAUCCCAACAAGGGCCACAUUCUGCCUGGUGCUGGAUCCAUGAUUAACUGUGUUGCCUUCGCUGCUGGCAGGGAGCCUGCAGCUUGUGGUAAGCCAAACCCUAACAUGCUAAACGCGAUCGUGACGGCCAAACAGCUCAACAGGUCCAAGUGCUGCAUGGUUGGCGACAGGUUGAACACUGACAUCCGGUUUGGAGUUGAGGGCAAACUUGGCGGCACUUUGCUGGUUUUGACCGGGAUUGAGACUGAGCAAAACGCUCUAGACGCCUCGGGCGACCAUCCUCUUCCCAAAUACUACGCUGAAAAGCUUGGUGACCUUUACGAAUUGAUAAACUAA
Molecule: messenger RNA, 927 nt
Organism: Lachancea meyersii CBS 8951
Lineage: Eukaryota; Fungi; Ascomycota; Saccharomycetes; Saccharomycetales; Saccharomycetaceae
Source: the annotation of a GenBank genome assembly